AUGUCGUUAUUCGUUCUUGCUUUUGUCAUUUUUGUCGACAAGACAAAUGGAAACCCUGGACACAAUCCUGAUCAAACCUUGGAGUUUUAUAAACCAGCUCCAAAUAAUUUUUUGUCUGCCUCCGCGUACGCCUCUAACAACGUACUUGUAAAGAGAGGGAUGAUGAAUUUGAACUUCAAACGUCGACAGUCGCAAAUAAAUACUUUAAAACACAAGCAGGACGACGAAGAUUCGUUUCGUAAGAAGCACAGCCAGAGACCUAAAAGAUUCAUCUCUGAUUUAGAUUUUGAUGAUUUGAUGUCAAGAAAUCAUGGUUUUGGCAAGAGAGAAACUAAAACUAAUGUCAACGGCACGGUGACAGUCUUGCAAGAAAUGAGUUCUCCGAAAACGGUUGCUAACAAUUUAACACACAAUCUCACUGUUGCUAGCAAGGACGCCAAAAAUGACAGUCAAAAAAUUUUGACACUAAAUUUAAACAAAUUUUCAUCUGGUGACCAUCUAGCCAGUUUUAGACUCUUUCAAGACUUAUUCAACAACUUACUAUCGGAACAUAGAAAGCGUGAGAGAAUCUUCAGGAACUCUUUUCUGAGAAGCAACCACAAGCACCACCAAAACAUCAGCCACAAGUCAAACGACAGCGAUGCUAACAAGUUCGGCACCUUUAAGUUCGGUUUCUACUACGGCGAAAAAUUUGAACCAUCGCCGAGACCAAAAGUACAACCGGUAAAUGCAGCAGUCUCACCAGGUCCGAUGAAGUCAAACUCGCCUAUCGAUGAUCUCAAAUCCGAUCAAGUAGAAGUCGGUUUCCUUAUAAGUUUUAGCGGCUUUCAGUCGGAUACCGACGAUGCCAACAAAACAGAGCACAAGCAACUCGCGAAGAAAAUGGCACAAGAGAGAAUUAGAAAGGAACAUUCAAAGAAGUUGAAGAAGCGAUUGAACAGCAGCAGAAGAUACCUGCCCAAGUAUUUUGCUGCAUCCAACUAUCUUGACGAUGAUGCUUUGAAUGUCUGGAGAGCAAGUUCGAAAAUCAGAUAA
This is a messenger RNA of Helobdella robusta, 1035 nucleotides long. RefSeq lists its product as hypothetical. Lineage: Eukaryota; Metazoa; Annelida; Clitellata; Rhynchobdellida; Glossiphoniidae. The transcript has a single exon. Bases 1 to 1035 code for a protein of 344 amino acids. The record is from RefSeq and is a predicted model, not a curated record.